Molecule: messenger RNA, 3021 nt
Organism: Mya arenaria
Lineage: Eukaryota; Metazoa; Mollusca; Bivalvia; Myida; Myidae
Exons: 5
Coding region: 209-2119 (636 amino acids)
Biological process (GO): regulation of apoptotic process
Source: RefSeq, a predicted model, not a curated record
AAGAAGGUUCAAAGAUGUUGGUUAAUUCCGCAGUGGUUAAGAACACUGAAGCUGUGAGGAGGGAGGGGAAUUAAGAAAAAAAACACUGGAGCUAGCAAUGGACAAUAACAAACUGUUAGUGGCAAAUUCUUGGAAAUAAUCAAAUAAAACUUUUUGAAAAUCUUUUUUCUAGAUGUUAUUGACAAGAUAAACAGCCAAUACCAACACAAUGGACAAGCGUGAGAAGUCUGCACUACGCAGUGCCUACCAACUGGUGGCCAAUGAACUGAUCUUGGAUGAAGACUUCUUUGCUUCUCUCAAACAGAAAAAGAUAUUCACAGACACUAUGCUGGGCAUCAUCAAGGGAGAGACGACAGAUCGUAAAAAGGUGUACAAAAUGUUGGAACUGCUGGAGAAGCGUGGACCACAAGCGUUUGAGAACUUUGUAGCCAUCUUGAAAGAGAACUAUGGUUGGCUUGCAGAGAAACUGGAGGAGGAGUAUCAGAAGAGAAUACAGAUAACUGAACAACAUGAUCAAGAGCAUCAUCUCUCCCACCCCAUACCUCCCCUCCACAGUAUCCAGUAUGAGCUCCAGCAAGCAGAUUACUCCUUCACUGACAACAGUCCCAGACCUGACACGUUCAGGCAGACAUCAGUACCCCAUGGAGCUUCUCCAAGAUUUCAUGCACUGUGUCCACCUAAUCUUCAGAUUCCAAUAUCUGCCCACUGCAUAGAAGAUGGCCAAUUAAGAUUCUUCCCAUAUCAUUUACAUCCACACCAUGGCUUUCAAACCCAUCUAAAGACUGGUGUAGAUAAUACAGACCAUCAUGGUAAAAGUUUGGAAAAUAUUAAAUCAGGCAAAGAACAGCAGACAAACAAAGCUGAGGAAGGAAAAUACAAAGAUGCUUGCAACAGUCCAAUUGGAGAAAUAGAACUACAUGUACCAAGGAAGAUAGCUUCCGAUGCAACAGAACAAAGAAUCCCUGACAAUGAUGAGAGUAGUGCAGAAGACGAAGAGGAAGACCAAGAUUUUGAAGAGAUCAGAAGCCAAACAAGCGAAGAAGGCAGCGUGAGACUACAACUUGAAGAAAACAAAUAUUCUGAAAGCAAUUACCAGCUUGAUGCACCUGAAAAGAUCAACAAAGGACUCAAUGAUAAAAGUCCAACAAAACCAGAUGGCACAGCUCAAGUCAAUGUGACAUUGGACGAUGCUGAUGAUGAUGAAUUUCCCUCAAGUGAAGUCUUCUAUGAGAGAGCUAGAAGACCUAGCUCUUGCCAAUCCUAUUUCCAUGAUGAUAUGCAAAAAGCAGUAGGAGAAGUAAGAACUUCAAGAAUUCAAUCUGAAAUGCAGGUAAACACUAAAGAGGAUGAGAAUGAAGAUACCAUGACUAGAACAGAGAGUUCAUUCAGUCAAACUUCUGAUUACCAAGAAAUUCUUGACAGAAUGAAGACACUGUAUUUCAAGCUUGCAACUGCAAAUGCUGGAUCUGAUGACAUUGAAGAGGAUUGUGAAAAUCAAAUAACCUUUGAUAUACUUGAAGAUGAAAUUGACAGAUUGAUUGGAAAACUGUCAGAUUCUGACGACAACAAGCUAAUGCAAGAAUGCAUCACACUGUUUCCUGAGAAGGAAAGACGACAGCCAUUGAACAUCUGCAUAGAGAAUCUCCUUGAAAUGAACAAAAAUAUGCAAGAAAAGCUGAGUACAAAGAGCAAAGAAAUAGACAGAAUGGUUUAUGAUAUGUGGAAUCACCAAAAGGACAUGAAGAAUAUCGAAAAACUGAAAAAUAUAAAAGACACUCUAUCACAGGAAAACAAAGAAUUGAAAACAACAAAUCAAGAAAUUAAUUUUCGUUUAAAUGAACAACUACGCCAAGUUGUACAAAGAGACAGGAGAAUUGAAGAGCUUGAGGGUAAGAUCAGGGAACUAAAGCAGAAAAAAUCUAUGUUACUCGGCCAAAAGAGAGGUAACAUCCUUACUUCAAACAAGCGGCCCACCAUGACAAUGACCCAGGUGCCCAGAAGAAUGCCUACGGAGCCCAGAAACCCUGGAAUUCAGGCUUCAACUUCAACAAAUCAGACACCGCCACAGAGAUCGGUCAACACUGCUUUAAGACGAUCAUGCAGCACUACUAGAAGAUAAAAUAAACAUCAAAACAGAAAAACUACCAAAUGGAGGAAUGAAAGCAAGAUUUUUCUACCUGCUUCUUUAUAAAAUGACACUUGCAACUUUUAUCCCUUGAAAUAAAGUUUUAGGCAAGUUGAAAACUGAACCUGAUAAAAAAAUAUUUAUUUCUGUCACUAAAGUGCUGGAAGAGUUUAGAAUAAAAAUAUGAAAAACUACAGAAAGACGUCCAGUAGUUGAACUUUAAACAUAAACCCUGUUAAAUGGCACUGGGUCAACGCCAAGGACACUAGAUAAUUUAAUGAUCGGAAAUGAAGACAAUGCUCUUGAAUUGUUAGUAGUUAAAAAAAAGCUCUCAUCAGUACUUUAUUUGAUCUUCAUAUGCUUAAUGCUGUGCUUUAGCUGAUCUAAGUGUCACAGAUUAAUUGAUCUCUGAACUGUUCUAUCCAUACUUCAUGUGAACUCCAUUUGCUUUUGACUGUAGUUUAGUUUAUCUGAAUUUCAUGGAUUUGUUAAUCUCUGAACUCUUCUAUAUUUUCAUGUGAACUCCAUAUGCUUUUUAAGUUUAUUUAAAUGUUGCAGAUUUUAUUACCUCUGAAUAGUUCUAUACAUACAUCAUGUGAACUUCAUACGUUUUAUGCUGUUGUAAAAUUUAUCUGAAUCUCAUUGAGUUGUACAGCUCUGAAUUGUUUUAUCCAUACGUCAUAUGAACUCCAUAUGUUCUUUCCUGUAGUUAAGCUUAUUUGAAUGUCACAGAUUUGUUCAUCUGUGAACUGUCCUAACAUCUACCAUACCAGAUUAAUUCUUGUUUCUUGUUUUCACUAUUUAUAAUGUAUGAGAUGUUACUUGUAACUGUUAUUGUUGACUUUUAUUCAUUGUUGAUCAUUAAGCAUUCUGAAAGACAGUUGUUUUCUGCCUUU